AGACAAAAGAACAAACAUGGCGGACGAGGACGUUGAGAUGGACAAUUUUUCGGAAGACAGAGCUGAAUCGGCGAGUGAUUUCGCUGGAGAUGAUGAAAAUGAAAAGGUAGCUGGGCCAUUUUAGCAUCCUUCCAAGAAAAUGUGUCUCUCGGGAGAGUUACUCUUCAAAUGAUGACAUGUGAUUUGAUCUUAUUUAGUUUUGCUGAAUAUCAAUUGUACUUUGACAGAUCGAGUAACGGACCAGUAGAGUGGAUACAUGUAAUCAACAUUCUAAGAAAAGAAAGGAUUUUUAAUUAGUAAAGUGGCGUUUAAUUUUCUCGAUAGUUCAUUGUAUGGAACAGUUUUACCACUUUAUGGUGCGUUGAAAAUAUGCAAGCAGUGCAGUGGUAUCAUUCACGUACUAUAGCUAUGGAAAUAAAUAUAUACUGAAAAAUAGAUUUGCCAAACGGUUAAUGGUGUCAGCUGUAAUAUAAAUUUCAUCAGUGUUAAGAACCUUGGUAAAUUAUGUUGUUUUCGGAGAAAACUUCAAAUGUACCAAUGUUCUGUAUCCAUCAAAAUAGAUAUAGAUGGCUACACUGUCUACCUUACUUUUGCUGUGCAUACAUUGUAAACCUUUCCAAUCAGCUGCAAUUAUCUCAAAAUGAUAGCCCAUGGUGAUAUCAACCAAUGCUAUGAUGUGGAAUGUUCUUUUUGACAUAUUUGAUAGAUGGAUGCAUACGACACUCUGGAGAGUGAGCCAGAGAUACGAGUGGACAGGAGCCUCACUGACAGUGAUCUUAUGAUAGCUUUAGCUCAAGUGUCUGAGAACAAACACAUGAUGCCUGGAAAUGGACAUAUUAAACGUGAUCUUAACGCGAGUUUGAGCAGCAGCAUUAGCAGCCUUGGUAGUAGUCUUAACAGCAGUGGAUUACUCCUCAGUAAAGGCAAGGAAAGCACAGGUUCAGUGCCUAGGAAAUCUGCCAGAGGAAAGCGUAAAUUGGACAGUAGUCAACAAUUAUCUUCAUCUAAAAAAACAAAGAGGUGACCAUUUUGUUAUCAUAUUAAUUCUACCUGUUAUAGGCAAUUUGUUUGUAAACAGUAAUGUUAUAUUACUGGCAGCUUUGACAAAGUGCAAAGGAAAGAUAAGUGAGGGAAAAGAAAAAAAUACCAAUACAGCAGUAUUAGGCCACCAUGUACUGGCUAAUACAAAUUUGAUAGCAUUGAAAAAUAAUGAUACUUUUAAGAACCAAGAGAAGAACCAUUCAUUCUCUUUGUUCUUGUGAGUGAAGCUCAAAGCUUCACUUGUAACAGAAACUACACAUAUACUCAUACUUUAAUAAUGUAUUAUUAAACUUUUAAUUUAUUUGUUUCUUCUUUGUUUCUCUAGCGAUAUACCUCCUUCCCAGAAACUGCCACCCCAUGGCUACCCAUUAGAGCAUCCUUUUAAUAAGGUUAGUAUUGGUUUGCACCAAUUUAGAAAACCCCUAAGUGAGAUACUUAACUGCCCAAGGACUGAAAUAUUGUACUGCCCAAAAGAACUGACACAACAAUGGGAACAAUCACAAAGUAAAGAACUAAAAGCCCAUCUCAUCCCUUGUUUACUCUCUGGAAUUUUUCUUUAAGGGUGUAAGGAAUUUAACUCUAGCAGUGUUAUUUGAAAGUUCAGAUUUUUUAUCUGUGGAAACUUUUCUUAGAGUAUGAAAAAUCAACAGAAUUAAAAAAUUGAAAUAUAUAAAAUGAAAUACUUUUUUUUUUAUAGGAUGGAUACAGAUAUAUUUUGGCAGAACAAGAUCCAAAUGCCCCUCUAGCAAAUAUGGACAUGGAAUUCUGGGCUGGGAAACCCAUUCCUGGAGAUCUUUACAGAAUUAAAUUACACAAGGAAGUUCUUCUAUCUAUGAAUGAUAGAGGUUUGUAGAUUGUAACAUGAAAAGUUUUUAAGUUUAACCCUUUCGGUCCAAAGAAAGACUAGCAUCUAUACAUCAUCACUACUGAAUCAAACAAUAAGGUCAUGAAAAUGACCACCACCAACCUAAGAAGCUCUUGAUUAUUAACCCUUUAACUCCCAGAUCAAAUUUGUAAUUCUCCUUACUGUCAGCUAUACAAUUCUCAUAAUGUUAGUUCAGAGAAUUUAGUAUUGGAUCAACUAAUUAUUCCCAAAUUGAUAUUUUUAUUCAUUCUCAUCACUAAUCUGGUUGAUAUUGAGAUAUUGUAAGGAGAAAUUCUGUCUUGGUCACUCAUGGGAGUUAAAGGGUUAAACAAAUUCUCCUUCUCAAUACUAAAGGAAAGUCACGUUGUCUCUUUUUCAAUACCAUCUAAAUGUGUAGAGAACAGUAUGGAGAAUAUGCAUAUUGACCUUUGGUGUAAAGGGUUCAGAGUGGAUCAGUUGAUUUAAAAUUUUGUAAAUUGUAAGGGAAAUGCACCUUCUCAUGCUUAUGACAAAGCAAAUAAUUUCUUUUAAACUUUUUUGUUGUUUUAGCUCCUCAACUCAAGUUAUCUGAUGAUAGACUAUCAGUGACAGGAGAAAAAGGCUACUGCAUGUUACGUGCCACUCAUGGUAAGCCGCUGUAAUGUAAAGCAAAAAGUGCUCCCUUUUACAUGUUAUAUAAAAGAGCUUUAGACAUUCAGAAACCUAAAGGACUUUGUAUACACUUGUGUGAGAGGCAUGCCAGUUUCUUUCCUUUAAUAUCAUUGGUCAGAUAAAUUUGUUGAAGUGACUCUGGUAAUAAUUGUAAGACUGUUAAAGUUACCAAAGGGACGUGCAGUUUUAAAUCACAUGUCAAAAAUUGCUGUGACAAUUUUGUAGGUGUCUCCAAGGGAAACUGGUACUUUGAGGUAAGGAAAAUCAAAAAUUAUUGUCCAUUUAUUUACAACAGAGUAACAUGGCAAAUUCGCUAUUACAGUACAUACAUGUUGUGUUUGUGAUAAUAAAAGACAUUAACAGAAAUCAAAUACAGUUGCAAUAAAAUUUUUAGUUUUAUACCAUUUGAUUGCAAUUAAAGUCAACUGAAAUGUUUCCUUAUUGAGACAUCUUAUGGAAUAAAGUGUCAUUGUUGUAUGUUCCAGGCUACUGUAGACAUACCUCCAGAUACAGCCACAAGAAUUGGCUGGUCACAGCUUUAUGGUGAGAAAGUGAUCUAUUUAUGUACAGUUGAACCUCUGGCUACUAAUGGCCACCUCUAAAAUAUUCAUUUUGUGAUGUCCUGACUGAUGGUCUGUGCAUUCUUUCUUAUUUUCACCUCUCUAUGAAGGCAAAGUGCAUUUUAUCUGCCAAAAGAACUUCUUGGUAACAACUUGUUAAUCACACACUUACCAAUUGAAAGAAAUUACAAAAUACUUGAAAGUUAAACAACCUUAGACAGUUUGAAAUGUCUGGAGUACUGAAUCAACAUAGCAAUAAUAAAUAAAACCAGAUGUGACAUUUCACCCUAUUGUCUUACAAUGACACUUUUCUGUCAUGGCCACUUUUCUCUGCGUCAAAGGACAGGUGCCUGUCAUGGAGUUCUUUGACUUGAUGAAGUCUAUAUUGACAGAGGAAAUCUUAGUCUGCUCUUUUUGUCUUGGGUAGGAAAUCUACAAGCUCCUUUAGGUUAUGAUAAAUUUAGUUAUUCUUGGAGAAGUAAAAAGGGUACAAGAUUUCAUGAGAGUAGAGGGAAACACUACAGGUAUGUUAUAAACAAUCCAAAUUUUUCUUUGAUGUCCUGUAAUUGUAACUAAUUUGUAAAUUAAUCUGGUGAAGGUAAGUUCUACAUUUGAACAAAGUGGCCCCUCCAGCCAAAGUUUAUUAGGCUUCCUACUGUAUGAAGUAAUUGAGAGUAUUGGUACUCAUCAUGGGAUUGGAUGCCAGUCCAUUAAGGUUACCUGUUGCAUUUUUUCAAGUAUCCCUGUACGCUUGCCAACAGCUGUUUUAUACUCCUAGCUCCAGUUGUUCAAGGGGUGGAUAAUGCUAUCGACUGGAUAAAUAUCUAUCCAGUGGAUAGCACAGUAGGUUUUGUUAACACUAAUCCACUGGAUAGCAAUUUAUCUGUCAGAAAGAAGUAUCCAUCCUUUGAACAACUGGGCUUUGGGUGGAAAGAGGUACUGUGAGAGUGAAAUGUCUGGUACAAAAUUACAACACUAAGACUUGACCAGGGCCAGAACUCAGACUUCCCAAGGCAGAGUCCAGCCUGCUGACUAACCUCUUGGCUACCACAUCUUACACACACUAAUCUGAGCAUGCAUUAUAAAUGUGUCUAAUUUUAGUAAAGGAAGGGUAAAUGUUUUUCUUUAUUUGUAGUAGUGAUGGAUAUUCAACUGGUGAUGUAAUAGGGUUUUUUAUCAGUCUACCACAAAAUGACAGACAUCCAGGUAAAAUGCAUGUUCUGUUUGUUAGGUUUAUUUUUAAAUAAUAUCUUUCAUUCGCUGGUUGUGUCACAGCGGCCAAUCCUAAUAGAGAUUUCCUUGACAAGCAGUCAAUGAGGUCAAAUAAAACAACAAAACUACUUGAUUCAUUUGGGAGUAACCAAUUAACAGAGUCCAUGCUGUCAUGCAUCUGUUCAGUAAUAGAUCACUGAUGUUGUCAAAAUGUAAUAAGUCAGAACAAGACACAGCUGAGUGUGUCACUGAUGUCUACAAUAAACCAUGUACCAAAAGUCCAGACAAACUGCUUAUUUUAUGAUGGCUUUAUUUUUUUCUGAGAAGUUUUAGGGAAAGAAACAAUGAAAAUUUAGAAAACAAUUAUGAGGUAAUUAUUUAGUACUGUUACAAGAUUAUGUUUUCUUUUUCAGCGGGAUUUCUUCCUGCGACAUAUAAAGAUAAGGUAUGUGUCAAAAAAAAUGCAAUUAUACUCUUUAUUUUCUUUCUUUCUUUCUUUUUUAAAAAUCACUGUUAUGGUUUAUUUCUCUCUCUAAGGCAUUAAUAAAGUUCAAAAGUCAUCUUUACUUUGAAGAAAAAGAUCACGUGGACAAGGCGGAAAAGGUGUGAAUUACAAAACAUAUCAGCUGAUAUGACUCGAUACAAACUCACAGCCAGGGGAGGGGUGACCACCUCCCCAGGUGACUGUCGUCCAAUUUAGGUUUAGCAAUUUUUUUGUCAGCUUACUUCUCAACUUUACUAGUAUUUUGUAUUUUCUGAAGUAGGAUAUUUGCUUAAUUUAUGUAGUUAACAAAUUGACAAGAUCAAUUCCAUGAAAUAUGAAGUAUUUAAGGAGCAAAAAAAUAAAACUCAAAGGAAGAAAAAAACUGUGAAAGGAUGCUUUGUGGAAAAGUACACAAGGCUAAUGUACACAAACAAAACAAUAAGGAACAUAUUUUGAUAAUAGUCUGUUCUUUUGCAGAACCUAAAACCUGUGCCAGGAAGUCAGGUAUGUUUCCAAGCAAUCAGCUUCAGGAACUCGUCAACACACAAAUGAAUAAGAUAAUUUGGUUAUAUCAACCAAGUUGAUUAUGUAAAUUGGCCACCGUAAAGAGUUUCUAAGCUAGAAAACCCUUAGCCUAGAGCAGGUAGAAACUCUUUUCAGCUUAGAAACUAGUUACAGUGGCCAAUUUACUUUAUCAGCUCAGUUGAUAAAACCAAAUUAUCUUGUUAUAUUCCCUCACUGACACAGCAGCACAUUUUCUUUAUAAAUUUACCCCCUUUGCACAAACGAGUACAUGAAUUUCUUGCAGCCAGUUUGAACCUCACAAAAUGACUUUGAGUGUCUGAUGAUGUAUGUCUCCUUUUUUACCUUUAAGGUAAAAUUCUACAAAAACGGUGUUUGUCAGGUGAGUUUAGUUGAAAGAAGUACAUGUAUGUUAACUUAUUGGUUUUGUUUGUCCUUUCUUGUGGAAACAGUUUCAUUGCUCGUAGAGCGCAUUUCGCCGGCUGAGUAUCAGAAAACCAAAACCAAAGUAAUCAUGACAGCCAAUCAGAAGAAAGGCAAAUAUCACAAGGAGCCAAUUAGAACUCAAUGUUAAAAAAAGCGCGGGAAAAUCCUAGUGACCAAAUUGCGAUCUGGGUUAGCUCUGCAACUGAUUGGCUGUGAGGACGGCGCAAGUUUUCUAGACCAAUCGACGGAUCAGUUGAAGAAAACCAGAACCAAAUGGUACACCAGACCCCUCUUACGUAAAUACUUUAUAUGUGAAACAGUUUUCUUUCUCUUUGCAUUAAGGGAGUGGCGUGGCAGGAGAUUUAUGACGGAACCUAUUAUCCGGCUGUAUCGCUGUAUAAGAAUGCUACGGUACAUUCACGAACUUUAUUGCGGAUAAAUUAUUCUCCAUCAUUUAUAACACGAUUAAAAGCUGAAUUAUAUUCUUGCAUGAUCAAAUUUUUUAUAGGUCACCAUCAAUUUCGGGCCUGAUUUUAAACAUCCACCACCAGAUGAAGAAUUCCAACCGGUAAGCAAAACACUACAGCUUAAUAUACUCACCUAAAACAUUAACCUUGAUACCUUAAAUGUUUUCUCCCCUUCAAAAGAGGAAACUAUUUGCAAAUAUUUUUCAGGGAAGACUUUUUAAAAAAACAAUUUUGUCUGAUCAGCUAGAAAUUGUAGAAUGUUUGUUUUACCCUUUAUAGAUGAGCUUUAAAGCUGUGGAAUUUGCUGUGGAACAGAGUUUAUCAGACCUGUUGUCCCAUGUGGAUUCACAAGACAGACCCGUUCCAAUCCCCGAGAAAAUCCUAGUUCCUCCAAAGAGGAAGUGACGUAUAUUCACCUUCUACCGCUGACAGCUUCAGUAUUGCCACGUCACAUUCACCAAAUGCUUUGAAGUGUUUCCAGACGUCAAAGACAGAGACCAAACUUGAGAGGCGCUGGUGAGGGAUUUGACCGCCAGAAAGCAGCCAUACGUUGGUCUUGCAAUGUGCUCGCCGGAAAAGUCCAGUCACGUAUUAAAUUAUGUCAGCUUUUUUUCGAAUCCUUUCAAGGAUUUUGUGCAUCAUUUAUUUAACUGGAAAGAUGCAGUUACUUUUUUUGUGUUUGGAACAAGAUAAGUAUUUCGUACGCAGUAUAACACUUGUAAAGUAUGUCGUACAGUUCUAUUGGUGCUGUUUUGAGCAUAAACAACACAGAGUUCAAAAGAUUUGUGAACAAUUGCCAUUUACAAAUGAAUGAAUUUUUAUAUUCUAAUUUCUUUCUCUUCCAAUGAUCUUUUUUAUUGGCUUUUUGAGACGUGCUCUCGUGUUUACUUGGCGUAUUAUUCAGUUUAGCCAAACCAGCAAUCAUUUGUACCAUAAGAUUCAGCAUAAAGUAAGCUUUUAUACAUGUUACAAUGCGCAUAAUUAGGGUCUUUUUUUAUCUAAUAAAGCACAAUUUCUCUGGU
This is a messenger RNA of Pocillopora meandrina, 7250 nucleotides long. Lineage: Eukaryota; Metazoa; Cnidaria; Anthozoa; Scleractinia; Pocilloporidae. The record is from the annotation of a GenBank genome assembly.